Molecule: messenger RNA, 786 nt
Organism: Ficedula albicollis (Collared flycatcher)
Lineage: Eukaryota; Metazoa; Chordata; Aves; Passeriformes; Muscicapidae
Product: gallinacin-7-like
Exons: 6
Coding region: 390-587 (65 amino acids)
Biological process (GO): cell chemotaxis; defense response to bacterium
Cellular component (GO): extracellular region
Molecular function (GO): CCR6 chemokine receptor binding; chemoattractant activity
Source: RefSeq, a predicted model, not a curated record
CUCAGAUUUUGCAAUGAGGCUCCUCUGUGAAAUACAGGAUUCUGGUUUGAUAGAAAAGUAUUCCUUGGCUUCCUUGACAUUUUUGCUGGCUACUUGUAUACAUGUCAGAGAUUCAGGUUUCAUCCAGGUGUGAGGUCACCAUGAUGCUAGCAGGACUUUGGUGAUAUCAUGUUCACAGAAGGCAAACCUGAUGUCCAAGAAGAGAUCUUUAAGGUCCCUUCCAGCCCAAACCAUUCUGGGAUUGUACAGCUAAGGAGCCCUCAGGAUCAGCAGCAGCACCCACUGCAUGUUCCAGGCGUGUUCGGGUCUGAUGAGAACAGGAGAGCAGAAGCAGUGAUCCUCCACCUUCUCCUCAGUGCAGGUAAAGAAUUCCCAUCCCGGCCGUGGCCAUGAGGAUCCUUCACAUGCUGCUGCUUUUCCUCUUCCUGAUGCUCCAAGGGGCUGCAGGACAAGUGUUUCCUAGGCUGGAUAAUUCUUGCUCGAUCCAAAACGGACGCUGCUUCCCAGGGAUCUGUCGCCGCCCCUAUUACUGGAUUGGAACGUGUAGCAAUGGAUUUUCUUGCUGCAGAAGGGGGUGGAGUAGCUGAAGAGUCUCUGGAUUAGCCUUGGAAAUCCUUCCUGCUUCUGCUGAAUGGCUCCUGGGAAUCACCCUGAUCCCAUGGCUGCUGGUGGCACCAGUUCCUGCUGCUAGGAAAAGCUGUCACAACCUUCCCUUGCAGUGAAGCAAACACCACAAAAAACAUGAACCAGGCAACACUGUGGAAAAUAUUUCUUUCCUCUCCUUUA